Molecule: messenger RNA, 1662 nt
Organism: Neodiprion fabricii
Lineage: Eukaryota; Metazoa; Arthropoda; Insecta; Hymenoptera; Diprionidae
Exons: 7
Coding region: 222-1643 (473 amino acids)
Source: RefSeq, a predicted model, not a curated record
GACGACUCGGAAAUCGAGCGAACGCAGCCGCGAAGCAAAGCGCAGCGAGUCGGUAGUUGGCGGCUCGAGCAGCUCGCAAUAAGCAGAGUCGGUCGGUCAGUGGUGAUAAGAAUAAACCGUGGUUUAAGAAAGAAAGAUAAGCUGGCGGACUACGAGAGGAAAAUUCUCGAUUGCGGGAGUAUGGAGUAAAGCCAGACCGAGUCCUCGGGCCGACGAAAGCGAUGAACGGUUCUCGGCUUGGCAGAGGCCGUGGUGGCCGGCUCGCGGUCUACGCUGGAAGUCUUGUGGGCCUCCUGCUCCUGGUGAUGGUGUAUCGCGCAGCCGUCUCGGAGAUGGCGAGACUUCGAGAAAUCCACGUCCAGUGCACCCACGACAAAGAAUCGUUGGCCGCUCAGUUUCAAGUGAUAUCCGAGUACAAGAUGAGAAUUGAGAAGUCUCUGGCGGAUGAGAAGAGCGCGAACGUUGCCGCGAAGCAGGAACUCGAGCACAGGGCGACGAUCGAGAAAUCGCAACGGGACAAGGAUCUCGUGGAAGCGAAUCACAGGUACAACUCUUUGGACCAGGAGUUCAAGACCCUCAAGACCCAGUACAAGGAUUAUCUCGACGAGUGCGCGAUGAAGCAGCAACAGGCGUCCGAGGAGAAGACAAGGCUCGAAAACACUUUGCAGGAGCUCAGGACCGAAGUCCAGCGGGCGCAGGAAGACAGGGACGCGGCGAAGAACAGCCUCGAGAACUUCAAGAACAAGUAUCUUACCGUCGAAACGGAGAAGGGCCGGUUCGAAAACAUGUACAACGACAUGGUCAAGACCAAUGAGGCGACGGCCAUGGAGAAGCAGAAACUCGAGAAACAUGUUCACCAGCUCAAAAUUGAGCUCGAAGAUGUGAAGAGAUCCUGUGGUCAGCCCGCCGCACCUCCGUCAUUUGUAGGCGAACCGAACGGAGCGGCGCCGAAGGAGGCGGAAGGGGGCCAAGACGCUGGAGCAGCAAUGAACCUGGCGAAACCGCCGGCUCCGCAACAGAGCACGUCGACGACGAUGCCGAGGUUGCGAGCAGCGCAGGUUGGCGACGGCUCCUUGAAGUCGAGUACGAAGGGAUCGACGCAACCCGGAGAAAAGUCGUCUCCUGGUGUCCGGAAGGUGAAACUUCCCGCUGGAGUUCCGCCCAUCCCGAAAUUCGAGGCGGAAAGAAACCCCGCGGCAACGAAUGGAGAUAAAGUUGAAAAGGGCCGGGGCGAUGCCGCCGAGCUUCCAUUCGAGGAGGAAAAGCUCCAAGGUCCAGUCGCCGAUAAUCAGGUCGCGAACCCUCCUCAUUUACCCGCCGCGCAACGUCAUCCUGGGGAACAGGCCCAACCUCGCCAGGACAGCUGGGCCUGGCCCGCCAAAGUUGCCCCCGGGGUCCAGGAAAUUGGCGACGAGCUCAGCAACAGGGAAAAGAUACCAGGGCUCGAGGAGACGGGGAUUCGACAAAUUGCUGACGGUGUUGAGUACGGUCAGUACGGUGCUGAUUACGAGAAGGAUUCGCCGAUGAAAAACAACGAUCUGCACUUAGAGGAAGGGGAAGAAGAGGGAGAAGACGGAGACGACCCGCUGGACUAUCCGAUACUCGAGGGAAACAAUAUGAAGGCUGGAAAGAAUCCGGAAUGAGAAGCAACGAUUUAAGAGG